Molecule: messenger RNA, 1138 nt
Organism: Aedes aegypti (yellow fever mosquito)
Lineage: Eukaryota; Metazoa; Arthropoda; Insecta; Diptera; Culicidae
Product: galectin-8
Exons: 4
Coding region: 136-963 (275 amino acids)
Molecular function (GO): carbohydrate binding; galactoside binding
Source: RefSeq, a predicted model, not a curated record
CCGCUACUCGGGUUUGGGUCGAAAGAAUUCUUAACUCAACCAACAAACGACAGUUUACUGCAGGCAACGGAUCAUUACAACGUGUGACUUGAAUCAAUGAGCGCGCGUUUUUUCUAGAAGCUCGACCGCUCGAAGAUGUCGCACCAGAUCACCUCCCCGGUCCUACCUUUCAUGAGGAGACUCCCAAGUGAAAUGCAACCGGGAUGUCGAAUCAGGAUACGAGGAGCUAUGAGCAGGCCCAAUGGUGACUGUCGGAUUCAUCUGCAGAGCGGAGAUUGUUUCGAUCCGAUGGACGACGUUGCCUUGCAUUUGAAUCUCCUACCGGCCACAAGGGAAAUUCUGCGGAACAGUUACAUUUCUGGACAAUGGGGACAGGAGGAGCGUGCAGCUAACAGUCCGAUAAAUUUUGAAGAAGAUUUCGAUUUCGUAAUUGGAGCUGACUCAGGAGGAUACAACAUCGAAAUCAACGGACACCACUUUACCAGUUUCAACCAUCGACUUCCAGUGCAAACGGUACGAUUCGUAUUCAUAACGGGUGGAUGUGUAAUUCGAUCUGUGAUGUUCGAACAUUGGAAUACAGCCGUACCAUCAGCGAUCAGUGUUAAUCCUAGUGCCCCAGUUCUUAACCCAGUGCCUUCGUCGCCGCCGAUUCCGGUUCCAUUUCAAAUACCAUCGUGGCCGCACGGCAAUUUUCAACAUUUCGGUAUGCCACCUGCUCCAAUGUACCCUCAGUUACCGCACCCGGCCUUCAAUCCUGCGAUGCUUUUGCAACAUCCCUUGAUAAUGAAUUUUCCCAACGAAAUGCAGAAGAAUAUCGAAAAUGGAUCGAGCAUGCCGUACAAGAUAAUGAUAACUGUCUUAUGGAAAAUUAGCUGCAUACUCUUCAAGGUCCUGAAGUUCAUCCUAGUGGCAGUACUUGGCGGUGUUGGCAUGUACAUAUUGGCGAAAAGACUACGUCUGUGAUUGACGAAGGGAUAUCGAAUUUCGGUUUGGAUAGCAACUUUUCAAAGAAUCAAUUAUUCGUUACCAACGCAGAACACAUUUCGGUUUUCCUAGUAGGUAAUCCAAUGCUAUACUUUGUAAUUAAAAAGUAUGUACAGAUUCAUCUAGGUCUAUGUUCAAGUCUAGUAGUUAAUGA